AUGGUUUUGAAAUCGACAAGCUCCGGAAAUACAUCGGUGUAUCAGGUGUCUGGUUCCAAUAUCUCGAGAUCCCUACCGGACUGGAUCGCCAGGAAGAGGAAGAGAGCUCUCAAGAACGAUGCGGAUUAUCAGAAUAGAAUCGAGUUGAUCCAGGACUUUGAGUUCAGCGAAGCCUCAAACAAGAUCAAAGUUUCUCCAGAUGGAAAUUUUGCUAUGGCCACGGGUACCUACAAGCCGCAGAUCCAUGUUUACGACUUUUCGAAUCUUUCGCUGAAGUUCGAGAGACACACCGAUUGUGAGAACGUUGACUUCCAAAUACUGUCCGAAGAUUGGACAAAAUCCGUGCAUCUUCAGAACGAUAGGUCCAUUGAAUUUCAGGUCAAGGGUGGAAUGCACUAUAGAACGAGAAUCCCGAAAUUCGGAAGGUGUCUCACCUACAAUGAACAGAACUGUGAUCUGUAUGUGGGUGCUUCUGGUGAUGAGGUGUAUCGUUUGAAUUUGGAGUACGGAAGGUUCAUGAAACCCUUUGAGCUCGAAACAGAAAAAGGUGUAAAUGCAACAGAUAUCAACAAAGUGCAUGGGCUUUUCACUGCUGGUCUUGAAGAUGGUACCGUUGAGUUUUGGGACCCAAGGGCCAGGCAGAGAGUAGCCAAGCUGAACCUUGUGGAUGGGUACAACGUGAAUGCUGGUGACCAAGUAACGAGUGUUGCCUUCAGAAGAGACGGAUUGAAUUUUGCUUGUGGAACGUCUAACGGUAAAGCCAUCAUCUACGAUCUGCGUAACUCGCAGCCUUCUGUGAUCAAAGACCAGGGUUACGGCUACGAGGUGAAGAAAAUAGUCUGGUUGGACCAAAAUUCUUCAGGUAAUUCCGACAAGAUCAUGACCAGUGACAAGAGGAUAGCCAAAGUAUGGGAUAGGUUUGACGGAAAGCCGUUCGCGGCAAUGGAGCCCAGUGUGGAUAUCAACGAUGUUGAGUACAUCCCCGAUUCUGGAAUGUUCUUCAUGGCCAACGAGGGAAUUGCGAUGCACACAUACUAUAUUCCAGCGCUGGGACCAUCUCCACGUUGGUGUUCGUUCCUUGACAACGUUACCGAAGAACUGGAGGAGAAGCCAAGCGAGACGGUUUACUCGAACUAUCGUUUCGUCACGAAACAGGACGUUGUCAAGCUCAACAUCUCCCAUUUGGUUGGAACCAAAGUGCUCAGAUCAUACAUGCACGGUUAUUUCAUUGAUAGCGAGCUCUACGACAAGGUCAAUCUCAUUGCCAACCCCAACUCGUACCAAGACCAGAGAGACAGAGAGAUCAAGAAGAGGAUCGAGAAGGAGAGAGAAUCCAGAAUCAGGACCACUGGUGCCAGCAGCAGGACAAAAGUCAAGGUCAACAAGGAAGUUGUUGGACAAUUGCAACGGAAGCUUGGUGACGAGGCUGCUGAGAGUGCUGUUAACGAUGACCGUUUCAAGGAAAUGUUUGAGGAUCCAAUGUUCCAGAUUGACGAGGAGUCUCAUGAUUAUAAGCAAUUGAAUCCUGUCAAGACACCUGGAUCUGUGAGAAAUCUGACUGCAGCCGAGGAGUCUGACGAGGAAAAAUUCAAGCCCAAAAACGGUGACAACAGCGAGAGCGAGGAGGAAAGCGAAAGUGAGGGAGAAGACUCCGAGGAAGAAAGAGAGAGAGAGGAGCAGAAGGCGCGGGUUAAGGAUGCCAUGAAGCAGAGAAAGCUCAAGUCGCGUGAGAGACAGCUGGAAGAAGAAGCGGACAAACUAAUGGCCUCCAUGACUCCUCUUGAUGCUGCAGCAGAGAACACAGUUUCCAAGAACCACCAGCCAAAGGACAGAAGUUUCGGUGCACAGGUCUCUCGUAUGAGCAACAGAGAUGCUGCAGAGCACGAUCGCAAGAAGGAUCAGAGGCUUCGCAAAACUGCACGUGGAGAGGCUGAACUCACAUUCAUGCCCAAGCAAAAGGAGAAGCGUGCUAAGAAGGUUCAGUUUGAAGACGGCUCUGAUAACGAAGAGGCUUCACAGAGACGUGGAAAGUCCAAGCAGAUAUAUGAGGGUCGUAGAAGGGCAAGCAACAAUGCUUUUAGGGGAAUGUAG
Messenger RNA from Kuraishia capsulata CBS 1993, 2091 nucleotides. RefSeq lists its product as uncharacterized. Gene Ontology annotation, cellular component: 90S preribosome; nucleolus; small-subunit processome. The record is from RefSeq and is a predicted model, not a curated record. The coding region runs from base 1 to 2091 and encodes 696 amino acids. Gene Ontology annotation, biological process: maturation of SSU-rRNA from tricistronic rRNA transcript (SSU-rRNA, 5.8S rRNA, LSU-rRNA). NCBI's taxonomy places the organism in Eukaryota, Fungi, Ascomycota, Pichiomycetes, Pichiales, Pichiaceae. Gene Ontology annotation, molecular function: protein binding. The transcript has a single exon.